GCACCAAGCACAUCAUGCUUUUGGUGGGAAUAUGAGUUCGCCUCCACGUACAUUUAUCUUAAAAUUAAAAGCAUUAAUAUAUGUUUUCUGAUGUUUAAUGUAAUGCCAAAGUAGGCGGCUAUGUGUCAAGUAUAUAGCAAUUUCAAAGGUUUGUGCGUGACAGCACUUGAGGUGUGUUAAAAUCACCAGGCUAAUCAGGAAAAGUUCCUUCUGCCUAUUGUUUGCUAGCAUGCUAUCACGUUAGCUUACGGUAUAUCUGACUAGCAACAAAGUGAAUUUGCAUCCACUGAAAGGACAGUUUAUGUGAUUUGUGUUUUGUUAACUGGUUGCGAUAGCGCUUAGUGGCAAGGCAAGCGUCCGGCUUGUUUUAUCUUCCUUCACACUGGCUAAUUAAUCAAUCUGUUGCCUGUGGGGAAUCAACAACAACAUGCCAGAAAUCCAACUCAAACACGUCGUGUCUUGCACCACCGAGGACCCUACUCACAAGGCAGACAACCUGCUGAGCUCUGACACCUACAGAAAGUGGAAAGCAGCAAGACCCGGGGAGAAACAGACAUCAGUCAUUCUGCAGUUCGAGAAGGAGGAGCAGGUGCACAGCAUUGAUAUUGGAAAUGAAGGAUCAGCUUUCAUCGAGGUGCUGGUGGGGAAUUCUUCAGCUGUCAGAGACCAGGACUAUGAGGUUCUUUUGGUUACGUCUUCCUUCAUGUCCCCAACGGAGAGCCGUAACGGCACCAACUUGAACCGGGUGCGUUUCUUUGGGCCCAACCAGCUGCAGAAGAGCACAGCACAGGAGAAGUGGGACCGAGUGAAAAUUGUGUGUAGCCAGCCAUACAGCAAGAACAUAGCGUACGGAGUGGCCUUUGUUAAGUUUCAUUCACCACCUGACAAAAAUGAUCCUCCUCCAACAACAUCCCCGAAACUGACAAAGCUGGGACAGUUCAAGGUGAAGGAGGAGCCUCUUUCACCUGCUGCCAGCCUUCAGCCUGGCAGUCUUUUCUUCAGUCGGGACAAUGCAACAAAGUCCAGUACUUCACUCAAAGUGUCUCCUCAGAAUGAGAGGUUGAGUUACGCUGCAGCUGCCCUGCAGGCUGGUGGCAGCUCCCAUUCAUCAGGCCAAGCUUCCUCCUCCAGCUCUGCCUCACCACAGCCACCAGCAAAAAGGAAAUUUGAGUUCAGCAAAGCGCGGCAAUCUUCCCCCGGCCCUCCACCCUCGAAGAAAAUAAGCCCAGCUGGCUCACCUGAGGGCAAAGCUGUGACCCCCAAACACAAGCCGAGCCCAGCCAGCACGCCAAGCCCCAGCACCGCGAAAGCUGCCCCGGGACAGAAGUCUGCUGACAGGAAGCGGGAGAGCCAAUCCGAACCCAAACCCAAACCCAAACAACCGAAACCUAGCGUGCAGCAGGUCCCAUUCAAACGGAUGAUGGAGGGGGUCGUGUUUGUCCUCAGUGGCUUCCAAAACCCCUUCAGAGGGGAGCUGAGGGAAAAGGCUCUGGACAUGGGAGCCAAAUACCGGCCCGACUGGACACCCGACUCCACACACCUCAUCUGUGCCUUCGCUAACACCCCCAAGUACAGCCAGGUGAAAUCAGCAGGGGGCAUCAUCGUACGGAGAGAAUGGAUAAUGGACUGCCAUAAGAGGAAACAGAUGAUCUCCUAUAAACGGUAUUUGAUGGAUGGAGCAGAGUCGAGCUCGGAGAGCGAAAUGGAAGGGGACGACCAGAGUGAAGAGGAAAUCAACACAAAGACUCCACCGAAGCAGGAGAGACAAGUGACCCCCAAAAAGACGCCCGAGAAGAAGACUGAAGAUGAUGAGUAUGCCGGCUCCACUGAUGUGGAUGAACCAGGAGACGGUGAUGAUGAGUCUGCAGUGGACACGGAGGACGAGCUGCAGAGGGUGGAGAACGAGAGCAGACAGAAGAAAGCAGCAGCAGGAGGGAAGGUGGUGAAACAGGAGGAUCCAUAUGGGGGGUCGACAGAUGAAAACACAGACGCCGAGGCUGAAGAGGAUCACCCCAUCCCUGAACUACCAGACUUCCUGAAAGGAAAGCAUUUCUUCCUCUACGGUAAAUUCCCUAACAACGAGAGGCGCCUUCUGCUGAGAUACAUCGUUGCCUUUAAUGGACUGAUUGAAGACUACAUGACCGAGAAGGUGCAGUUUGUGGUGACCAGUGAAGGGUGGCACGACUCCUUUGAAGACGCGCUGAUGGAGAACGGCAAUCUGAACUUUGUCAAACCCGCAUGGAUUUAUGCAAUCAAUGAACGACAAAAGAUACUGCCCUACCAACCCUACUCGGUCGUCCCCUGAACUAUAUGAACAUGCAAAGGUGUGCACAGACCCACUACCACCUCAUAUCCUGACCGAUUCUUCUUCUUACCUUUUCAGAUUCACAGCUUCACUUACAUUAAAGCAAUAAACCGAUUGUAUUUCAUUAAUACCUUUACACUGAUUUUAUACUUGCUAUUGGUGAAAUGUUUUCAGUCCUCAGGUGUUUUCAACAGAGAUGUUCUCACCUUUCAGCCAAGAUGGGAAAAAAAUGUUGUUGUUUUUUAAAUGAAGUCUAUUUAGGUCAAUGUUAGGAUAAGGUUUAGUUUAAUAUGAUCUUUUUGUUAGUUCUAGCUUGGCCAGAAAGAAACAUCUUCAUCAUCAGUGUGCUGCUCACUUUAUGAACUAAGUACACACUCAGGUCUGAUUCAGGUCUCGUUUCAAUUUCUUGGUUCCUGUGCUGCAGUUCGCUGCUACUCACCUCGGCUACCCUUAGGCCCUGUCUGGAAAUGAGUUAUCACCCUGUCCUGAGUGCCAGCGGCACUGAUAAGGCUCUGACUUAUGUAAGCAGACAGACCAGUAUGAGACCAGCCCAAAGUCAGGUGAAAAGUGUAAUUUAUUUAAGGCUGGAGCCACCAACUGCAAAAAAUCCGGACAACUAAAUUCUACAAAUCAAAAAUGAAUACUGAAAGACUGUUUGUCUUUCUCCUUUUAUUUUAAGAAAAUGCCCAAGUGGAAAAAGUGAUGGAUUUCUGUGUGUUUAAGUUUAAUAAAUCUGAGUUUGUGGUUUGAUUUUA
This is a messenger RNA of Perca fluviatilis (European perch), 3060 nucleotides long. RefSeq names its product X-ray repair complementing defective repair in Chinese hamster cells 1 (gene xrcc1). Gene Ontology annotation, molecular function: damaged DNA binding. NCBI's taxonomy places the organism in Eukaryota, Metazoa, Chordata, Actinopteri, Perciformes, Percidae. Bases 428 to 2305 code for a protein of 625 amino acids. Gene Ontology annotation, biological process: double-strand break repair via nonhomologous end joining; base-excision repair; single strand break repair. The record is from RefSeq and is a predicted model, not a curated record. Gene Ontology annotation, cellular component: nucleus. The transcript has 17 exons.